Molecule: messenger RNA, 4921 nt
Organism: Harpegnathos saltator (Jerdon's jumping ant)
Lineage: Eukaryota; Metazoa; Arthropoda; Insecta; Hymenoptera; Formicidae
Product: condensin-2 complex subunit D3
Exons: 2
Coding region: 283-4329 (1348 amino acids)
Biological process (GO): mitotic chromosome condensation; meiotic chromosome condensation
Cellular component (GO): condensin complex; condensed chromosome, centromeric region
Molecular function (GO): histone binding
Source: RefSeq, a predicted model, not a curated record
CUAUAUGGACGUUGUUGUUCGUUUUGCCAGCUCUAAUAUAACAAACGAAAUGCUUCGGGACAAAUUUUUUAUUAAGUUGCUCGCCAUUAUAUACAUCGAACGAAACAGAAUGGUAAAAUCGUUAUCGAUAUGCAUAUGGAAGAUGAUAACCUGAAAGCCCCGUUGCACGAAUCGCAUUAUCGCAGCACGAUAAGUUUGAGGUUAUGUUUAUUCGCGCGCGAGCGGCUCGCUUGCGAGGAAAAAAUUAUAGUGGCAACGUUUUGAGCGCGAUUUGAAUUACACAUGUGCCCGCGCGAAAGAAUGGAAUCGCUGCGUAUAUUUCACAAUUUCAAGUUGGACACUCUCGACGAGUUUUGGAUUAAGUCGGUAUGGGACGCCGAGUUCUUACAUUACGAAGAACCACCUGAUGACUACUUGGAAUAUCUCGAAAGCGAUGAUAUGAGGUUGCUGCUACGUAAGUGUCGUCAUAUCCUGAAAAAAUGGAUCACAACGAACUGCAAUAAUCCACUCGAUUGUGAAUCGUCUAAUUUUUCAUGGGAGAAUCUAAUGAUCCUGAACAUCAACGUGCAAGGCCUGCUGCCUGUGCUAGAUUACAUAAUGAAGACCGGUCAACGUGUCAGCACCGACGAGGCAUCCAAGCAAGCUUGCCUGGAAGCGACGAGUCUGUAUCUCAUGCUUCUCACGAUACCUGGUAGCAAUGCAUUUCGCAUCUAUCACCCCAAUUUGUAUGAGCGAACGAUGGAUACAUUGAAGAUGUCAGACUGUAUAUUUUCUUCUAGGAAAAAGAAAACUAAGGAGAUGGAUACAGUGAUUAAUUCCAGUAUUGACGAUGAGUCCUCAGUUUAUGAAAUACUGUCACAUUCCGAAAAGUUGACACUUGUGGAAGGAAUAAAUAGAAUUAUCUCUGAUCUUAUUACAAUGCUCAAGUUAUUCAAAUUAAAAGAACGCACAGGGUCCUUGGGCCUCACGAUACAAAGGCUGCUACAGAUCACAAGAUUGGAGAUGCAUGAUAUAUCAUACAGUCAUGCUAAAAACAUGGAUUAUAGAGUAUCUUCAUUAUCUAAGAAUGCGUUUGAGGCUCUACAAGAGUUAUGUAAUAGUGAUCAUGGGGCUAUCUCUUUAACCAUAAUGUUAAUAGCUCAAUCCAUGCUACCUUAUUUGUUAUUUCCUCAUUAUACCAAUAGUUAUGAAACAAAAAUAGUUAUCAGAAAAAAAUUGCUGAUGACUAUGCACAAGGCAGCUAUAUAUUUUCUGAAAGAUCUGUUGAAGAUUCACAAGGAGGAAGCCAGACAGGGAAUCAUAACUCUGAUACAUCAGUUGAUGGUGAACUGUCCAGAGAGAGCAGAAGGACGUCAGAGACAAGCAGACAUUGUAGUGAAGCUAUUAAAUAUAUGCAACAAAAGUAUCAUUGAGAAUGUUCUCAAAGACUUGAUAUUAUAUUCGUACAAUGGUAAAAUCUCUUACAGACUGUUCGCGCAAGAGAUCAUCGGGAAACUCUUAAUCGAGCCCACAUUGUUACACAAAGCUUUGCAUGAAGACAAGAGAAUGAAAAUGAGGAAAAUCUUAAUAACUGUCGUGAUGUCACGUUGCAAAGAUCGCUCGCCCAUGGUAAGAGGAAGAGCAAUGGCCACGCUCGCGUUAAUCUCUGAUUGCAACGACGACGCUGACAAAGCUAUCCUUGAAAAUAUAUUCAAAGAUACGGUCACGGACAAGCGCUUUUUUGUCAUUGACGACUUGCAGACGGUUAUAAGGAAAAAUGUGAAUCCCCUGCCGGGAUCAGAUACGUUAAUCACCAUGUUGCUGGACAGAGUGAACGACGAGCGCGCGUUUGUGCGGCGAAGCGUCCUGAAGAUCCUACGGAACCUCUCCGUCAUGCUGCCAUCGCUCGUGGACCGCAUGACGCCCGUGAUAAGCGAACGUUGCAGGGAUCCUACCUUAGUGGUGCGCCAGUUCGCAGUGCACGUCUUGUCUGAGAUGUUGGAGCAAUUUCCACAUAACCCGAAACUCUUACACGAGUGGACGCAGGCGGUGAUGCCGCAGAUCUUUGACGUCGAAAACAAAGUGCAGGAAAAGGUGUUGGAGUGUCUGUACAAUGUACUGAUCAAAAAGAUUACUAGUGCCUUGGUAUACAAACCGAGCAAUGCGAACAACCUACCAUGGAGAGUGCUGGACAAAUUGAGCAAUAUAAGAAUGAGGAAGCAUCUGUCGAAGGCCUGCAGUCUGUGGGUGAAGAAUGGUGUCAUCACGAAGUCCGUGAUCUCGAAUGUGCAGUCACACAUCGGCACCGACAACACAAUAGGCGCAUGGAUAUUGUUGGCCGCCUUGGUCGAGAACAUGAAGAUCUUGAGUAUAAGGAGACAUAUCGCCGAUUAUAAAGACGUCAUCUGCAAGAACGACUUCCACGCGAGCUUGGUUUUGCAUGUUUUGCGACACGUCUGGUCUUAUUUGGAUCGUAAGUGCCUCGAGGAUCUUCACCAGUACAUCUUCGAGCGUGCCUGCCACUUCGAGAUCAGCUUCAACCUGAUCAGCAUAUGUUUGGACAUCUUCAGUAGUGUGCUGCGACACUUGCACGCCAACAAGAAUAACAAUUGUGUAGAGGAGGCAGUAGCGAAACUAAUGAUCCUUUCGGAAGCGAAGGUGCAGAACAUGCUGAAGGAAAAGGAAGAUGACGCACAGGGUAUGAUAAGAGCCAUUUUCACCCUGGGCCAUGCGUCGCUCCUGUGUACUAACAAGAUCUCGUCGUCGACGUUGUGGUUUCUACGAAAACUGUUAUUGAAUUCGGAGUCAUUGCCAAAGAGUGUGAACAACAUAAAAGGCCUGCAGACAUCUGCGGUGGUGUUGCUCUGUCAGCAGGCGCUGAGGGACCGUGAGAUCGCAAAGAAGAUCACGCCGAUACUCGGCGAACUGAUAUGCCGUGAGACGAGUCCAGACUCGUCGGCAGAGAUUGCCGUGAAAAUAAACGCCGCAAAAGCAUUGGCUGACAUUUGUGUGAGAUUCACUGCGCUGGUGGAGCCGUAUCUGCCGGACAUGUGCGUCAGCAUGAAAGACCCGAGUCCAGCCGUGCGAGAGGCUAUAGUGGUGAUAUUUAUCCAACUGCUGCUUGAGGAUUUCAUCAAGAUCAAGGGGUCGUUUUUCUUUCAUAUACUGACAAUGCUGUUGGACACGGACAACAUGAUACGCGAACUCACGAUUUUCUUGAUAGAAGAGAGACUCCUGAAAAAGAACAAGAUGUUGAUCUCGCAGCAGUUCCUCGAGAGUAUAUAUUACUACAACAAUUACAACGUCCCAAGUACGUUCUGUGGUUACAGAAUGUGCGACACAAAGAAGAAGAUACUGACAAUGCCUGGAAAAGCGAACCGGGACAAGCGCAAUGUCGUGUACAAAUUCAUGCUGGAUCACUUGGACCCUCCCGCGAAGUUCCAGCUGGUCGUGAAAUUAACCAAGUACAUACUUUGCGAGAUAUGCGACGGAAAUUCUAUCGACCUUGAAAAAGAGGAGGGCGCGUGUGUGUUACGAGACACGAUCUGCAUAUUAUGUAACGAUCGACUUCAGGUGUCGUCCUUCGCAGAGAAGAAUAAGUUUGAAAUACUGGACGAAUCAACAGAGCUCGAUGAAACAAAUCUUUCUCAACCGAGCACCUCCACCAGCACCAAUAAUAACAAUGCGACGAACGUCUUCGUAACGGCAAUGAAGAAGUAUCACUUGGACAGCUUGCUGCCCACAUUGAUCACGUUAAAGAAAAGAUUUAACGCGUCCAAGUCAAGAUUGGAAAGCGAGGUGGAGAAAUUGUUGUAUAAGAUUUAUUCGGAUCACGAUAAAGAUAAUCUACUCAUUUUGCUGGAUGAAUACCCUGAAUUGGAAAAAGAUAUGGAGCGUUAUCGGAAAAUGAAGGAUACAACCACUCAUUCAGAAAGCGACAGCGAUACUUGCGAUAGUUCGUCACCGAUGACACCCACGACGAGCCACAGAGAUUUGUUACUGGACGCGUGUAAGCGAACACCAGCACGAGCACUUAAUUCACUUUCACCUUCACCCUCGAGGAUACCAACCAAUACAAAUGAUAGAUUGGAUUCUAAUAACGAUUCGCCAAAUCUAUCUUACUCUAAGUUCAUUAAGAAUGUGUCAGUACGUCUGGAGAGAAUCCCACUGACAGGAUUGUCUUCAGGGUUGAGCCUUAGCACCAGCACGCCCAGAUUGAUUCAGCAUUCAAAUCCCGGCACUAGCUACUCUUCCACUUGCAUUGUGCGAAUCAAGAGACCGUCGAGCGAGCUAGGAAUGUCAUCGAGCAGCGUUCGGAAAAUUUCGAAGAGUAGCGUGAGCAGAUUGUAAUCGCUUACCAAAUCGCGAUUACCACCGUGAUUCGCGCCACUUGGACGUUCAUUGUCGCAUGAAUUCCGUCACAAGUUCUCUCCACGUACAAAAUUGCUUACCUCGUAAUUUUCGCUGAAUGUGAAAGGCCGUCUCCGAGAUCGUGCACGUGCGAGCUUCCAGUUCCUUUUGUAUAUCUGCAAAUAUCGUAUAACAUACAAGUACACACUGCACACUCACACAUGCAUACAUGUGAAUUAGACUCACGUAGUAAUUCACUGUCGUUUGUUGUCGAAUCGCUUACCUUUGUUCGUGUGCGACAAAAUAUUAUUUUGCAAAUCCUUUACAAUUUUCGUAUUUUCGACUAUAAGAUGGAGUAAUGCACGGAUUUCCUCUGCCUAUAUCAACAUGACACGUUAUGUCUUUAUUAAGCAUAUCAAACCAUCAUCCUGUGUAUAUAAAUGUUUUUCUUAUUGCUGCAUCGCGUUAGAACGGUCUUUACGAUACGUACUUCGUCCAACAAUACUUUCAGUUUUCUAUUCUGGGCUAUUUGAAUGUGCACGUCUUGCAAGAAUCCUCUGCCAAAGGUGCUGCUAUUACUUCGGCUCUGAAA